Closterium sp. NIES-65 is the source of this 3558-nucleotide messenger RNA. The record is from the annotation of a GenBank genome assembly. NCBI's taxonomy places the organism in Eukaryota, Viridiplantae, Streptophyta, Zygnematophyceae, Desmidiales, Closteriaceae.
AUGGGAGCCUCCCUGGAGUCGUCGUCGACGUCCUCCUCAUCCCCGUCAUCACCUUUUUGCACCCACCGCCGCCCAGUAGUAUCUUAUUCGACGAAUUCGAAAGUGAUUUCGGAGUCGACUCUCCGUCUCUCGCUUAUUCCCGUGCUGCUCCUCGCCGCCUUUCUCGUCUUCCUGCUCAGCCCCAUCUCGCCCCUCGCUCGCCUGCCCCUCGAACCCUUCCAUCACACGCCGCGUAGCGAUGGCCUAUCUUUCUCCGCCACGUCAGAAAUCGCCCUGCUGCGGCUGCUCCCACCGCUGCCGCCCGUUGCCGCGCUGCGCCUGGAUGACGGAAAGUCCGAAAAGCGCCGCAGUUUGCCAAGUCGCAUUCCCGGAAGAGAUUCAUUCAAAAAGUUUUUGCAGAAGGCGCCGCGCGGGGCAAGACAAGUGCUGGGAGAUUGCGAGUGGGCGGUUGGAGGGAGGCGGCGACUGGGGGAGGGCGGUGGUGACAUGCACGCGAGGCUGGCACCGCUGUGGGACAUGGCGAGCCGCGUGGCGGUCAACGGGACUGUCGUCAUCGUGUCCGCCAAUGCAGGCGAGUCAGGAAGGGCGAUUCGCGUCGUAUGCACGCUACCGCAGGACUACGCUGCUAGAGAACCCCCCCUCACCCCCCCAUUCGCCACGUCUCCCAUUACCCCUUCUCAACAAGUAGGCUACGAGGAGAUGCUGGAAGACGUAGCGCUGCGAGGGCGGGGCCCGACAGCAUCUUUCCCUUUUGAGUCGACUCAAAAGCUACGACGAGAUGCUAGAGAACUGGGCGCUGCAUGCCAACAGGUGGACCUGCGCUCUCUUCCCCCAUCUUCCCCUCCCACCCCCCCCUCUCCCCGCCCCUUCCCCCACCGACCAGGCUACGAGGAGAUGCUAGAGAGCUGGGCGCUGCUUGCCUACAAGGCAGAGCUGCCACAGGGAGAUGCUGGAGAACCAAACACUGACCCGCCUCUGACCCUUCCUACUGCAUCUCCUCCCCUCUCCCAACCCUUCCCCCCCUCCCCACAACAACCAGGCUACGAGGAGAUGCUGGAGAACUGGGCGCUGCACGCGGACAAGGUGGGGCUGCGAGGGCACUACAUCAUCUUUGCUGCGGAGAGGCAGAGCUUCGACUAUGCCAACCACAAGUGGCCGGGGCAGGUGGGGAGUGUGAGGCGUGCAUGGGGCGGGUGGGGAGUGUGGGGAGUGUGUGGCGUGCAUGGGGCAGGUGUGGCCUUGCCCCCUCCCCCGCUCUCCGCAGGCCCUUCUGCUGGACUUGGAGGGUCAGUUUGUGCACGAAGACGAGGGAGUGGAUGUCUCAAGAGCAAUAGGGAUCAACUCAGCAGGCUUCCACCGCGUGGCGUCCCGCCUUGCCCCCUCCCCCGCUCUCCGCAGGCGCUUCUGCUGGACUUGGAGGGUCAGUUCGUGCAUGAGGACGAGAAUGUGGACGUGUCAAAGGCCAUCGGAAUCAACUCGGCGGGCUUCCACCGCGUGGCGUCCCGCCGGGCCGUGUACAUCCUGCACCUCCUCGCCUUUGGCUUCUCCGUCCUCUACUCCGAUAUCGACAUCGCUCUCCUGCAAAACCCCCUCCCGUACUUCGCUCCCCUCUCCUCCUCUCCCUCCUCUGCCACCCCUUCACCGGAGUCCGGCUCCCCUCCUGCCGCUGCCCCGCCGAAAGAAUUCGACGUGUUCAUCACCGCAGAUCAAGCGUGGACGAACGGCCCAGAUCACACGGUCAGUCUGGCCGAGCCGGGACUCCCAAUGGUCAUGUGCUCCUGCUUCCUCUUCUUUCGCCCCUCAGCGGGAGCCAAGGCCCUCGCAGCCAUGUGGGCUUUCAGCAUGGUGGCGAGAGGGCAUGAGAUCGGACUAGACCAGGACCAUUUACUCGAUGUGAUGAAGAUCAUGAGAGAGCGGAAGAUUGAGGCGAAUAUUGGCGUGCUGCCCGGGAAGAAAUUUCCAUCGGGCGAAUUGAUGGCGAAUGAUAUGAUGGGGUUUCUGGGGUUGAAGCCGGGGGUGGUGAUGGUGCAUGCAAAUUAUGUGGUGGGGAAGCGGAAGAAGAUCGAGCGGUUGAUUGAGGCUGGCGUGUGGCUGCUGCCACCGCCGGCACCAGAGGGAGAGGAGGAGGGCAAGGGAGAGGGGAGCAGUGGUGGCAGCGGCGGUGGUGGUGCUGAUGGUGACGAUGCUGCUGCUGCUGCUGCUGCUGCUGCUGCUGCUGCUGCUCCUGCUGCUGCUGGUGGGGAAGGCAAGGAGGAGGGGCAGAGAGGCGAGGAAGGGGAGGAGGAGAUGGAGAGGAGGUUGAUGGGAGUGGCGGAGUGGGUGCCGUCACAUGUGGAUGCGGUUUUGAGGGUGGCGCCUGGUGUGGCCCGGGAUGGGCCGCUCAUUCUCACCGUGCUCUGUCAUGCAAGCGAGUCGGAUCUGUUCAGGAGCUGGCUGGGGGCCAUUUCAAAGCUCGGCCUCUCAACCAACUUCCUUGCCUCUGUUGCCAGCCAGGUGAGCUUCUGUUGCCAGCCAGGUGUGCUUCUGUUGCCAGCCAGGUGUGCUUCUGUUGCCAGCCAGGUGUGCUUCUGUUGCCAGCCAGCCAGGUGUGCUUCUGUUGCCAGCCAGGUGUGCUUCUCUUGCCAGUCAGAAGCAUCGUUUCUGGUCCCUCCCUGCACCAUCCUUAACCUGCCUUGCCUCACUGCCCCCUCCCUGCAUCAAUUGACGCCUCCCUGCAUCCCUCCCAGCUGUCCCCCUCUCAACAACCCCCAUGUCAUUCGCCAGCCUGCCUCUGCUGCUCCUACUGGCGGCAGUGGGAGUGAGGAGAAGGCAGGGGAGAAGGCAGAGGAGAGGGACAGGCUAGCGUGUCUGCUCAUGCCGGCGCUGCUGGCCUCGCGCCUCCUCGCUGCCAACAUCACGGUGCUGUUCAGGUGUGGUGCGGUGAAGGUGGAUGUGCAGGCUAAUGACCCCUCAACUGCAUGGCUUCGCAACCCCCUGCCUUUCCUCCCAGCCACUUUCUCCGUCCUCCUCCCCUCCACCUCCCACUCCUCCACACCCCCCACUCUCAACACCACCACUCCCACUCCUCUCAACCGAUCCCACCUUGGCUCUCUCUCUCCCUGGCUGUUGCUGCUCCGCUCCUCCUCUCCUUCCUCCUCCGCUCAACCCCCCCCCUCUACUUCCUCCCCCUCCACGCACUCCCUCGCCCUCUCCUGGGGGUUACAAGCAUUCAAGACUCUGUCCAAAGAGCCAUCUCUUUCAGACAAGGCGGAGGGGAACGGUGAGAGCACACCCCUCACGUUGUCUGUUGUUGUGCAAAGUGCUCUUAACCAUGCUGUAGCACGUGUACUGGAAGGUGAAGGGGCAGGUGAAGGGGCAGGUGAUGGGGCAGGUGGUGAAGGAAUCGCGAUCGGGGUUUUGCCUGCGUUUUUGUUUCCACCAAGUGCGGUGGUGUGUGAGGAGAGGCAGUGGGUGCAGCAGCAUAGGGGGGAGGUGGUUGCGUUUCACAACAGCUGUGGGGCGAGCAGGGAGAGCAAGGCGUCAGUGCUGAAGGAGCUGCAGCUGUGGGUGGAUGGUUGA